CACCCACACCGCGGGGCAGCAUGAGGCUCAGUGCUGCGGCUCUGCUGCUCGCCCUGCUGGUCUGCAGCCUCUCUCCGGGCCAAGGUAUUCUGGAGGCCUAUAACACGAACUUGAAGUGUAGAUGUAAGAAGGUAACCUCUCGCAUCUUCCGCCCGCCCCACAUUCGUCAACUUCAAGUUCGAACCCCUGGGAAUGGUUGUCCAAACACCGAAAUCAUAAUCCAGUUGAAGACUACGUCAAUUGUAUGCUUGAAUCCUCAAGCCAAAUGGGUGCAGCAACUUUUAACAUUUAUAGAAAGAAGAAAAUUGCGUUCAACUGCACCAGCUCCAGUGACGAAGAAGGGUUCCUGAUUCAACAUGCCCCCUGAGAAUACCUGCUACGCUGGACUUCAGUUUCUUUCUUGGUUGAAUUUUUUCCAAGAAAAAUAAUUUCUUUGUAUAAACAAGCAUGAGGCUGUCUGUGAAAGUAACCUUACACAAUUUGAUGGAGUUUCCAUUCUUAUUCUUGAAGGAGGAAAGGUUCUUUGGGGAGAGUUUAGUUAUAACUCACAUAGGAUUUGUUGAAAAUAUUCCGAAAAAAAAUUGUUGUUUAAUGCUAAACUUUCCUAAGACAAAAGAAUAGGAAUUUGAACCUCAAAUAUAAAUAUGUAACUUGAAUCAAAAAAAAUUGUCAAUCAUUUUCUAUCCAAACAAAAGUAAAUUUCUGGGCCGGUGAGAUAGCUCAGUGGUCUACAGCGUCUGCUUAGGCAAGCUUAGGCAGGUGCGGGGACCACAGUUUAAUCCGGACACCACAUGCCACAGUAGCCCUGCCCUCAGGGUGGGCUGAGUCGGCCAAAAAAAAAAAAAGUAAUUUUCCUUGGAAACCUGAAAAACUAUAUGGAGAGUCAGCGUGACAAGGUCCAGAAGGUUCACAAAGCAGAUAUGAAAACCACUUUGGAGGGAGACAGGGUGGCACUCCUACUUUUAAAGAAUUCCUUUAAAGAUAUAUUGUCUCAAAUUAAAAUGAAUAACAUUGGAAGAUCCUCAGACUUAAGAUUUUAGAAUGUAUAGGAAAAGCACUUGAGGGGUAAUGUUUGACUGCAUUCUUUUACACAUCCAUCUUAAUGAACUUUUUUAUUCACAUCUUUUCCACAAAGUAACAAUCCCUGGUAUCAAAUUCUAUGUUUCCUAUUCAUCUAAUGCUAGUUAAUAAACUUGAGCAAACAUUUUACUUCAUUAUGAUCAGUUCAUUCCAUAUGAAACAUUUAUUCAAGUUAUUUGGAGGCUCUUCACAAUGCAAAGUAAAAUUUGAACUUGCUGGGUUUUUUCUUUGCAUGACACAGAUCUAAAAUUGCAGCAGGGCUGGAGGAGUUGCUCU
Molecule: messenger RNA, 1356 nt
Organism: Octodon degus (degu)
Lineage: Eukaryota; Metazoa; Chordata; Mammalia; Rodentia; Octodontidae
Gene: Cxcl13
Product: C-X-C motif chemokine ligand 13
Exons: 4
Coding region: 21-350 (109 amino acids)
Biological process (GO): chemokine-mediated signaling pathway; antimicrobial humoral immune response mediated by antimicrobial peptide; inflammatory response
Cellular component (GO): extracellular region
Molecular function (GO): chemokine activity; CXCR chemokine receptor binding
Source: RefSeq, a predicted model, not a curated record